CUCUAAGUCAAGUUGGAAGGUAGCUUAAAUGCUUGGCUCCUACAUGCUAUAAAGAAUACAAUUUUGACGCUCUCUCUCUAUCUCCAUCUAAUCGAUUAGAAAUCUCUCCCAAAAUCCGAGCCGAUAUCACAGAUGGGUAGUAAUGAUGCUGUGAUGGUGGAUGAAGUUUCAUUUCCUCCACAAAUAUCCAUCACCAAGCCAUUGCCUUUAGUGGCUCAUGGGAUUACGGACAUAGAGAUACACUUCCUACAGAUUAAGUUUACAGCAAUUGGAGUUUACAUUGAUCCUCAAAUUGGGGCUCACCUCCAAAAAUGGAAAGGCAAGUCACCCGCCGACUUAGCCGAAGACGAUGACUUCUUCGACGCCCUAGUUUCCGCUCCGGUGGAGAAAUUAGUGCGCGUGGUUGUGAUUAAGGAGAUAAAAGGGUCGCAAUAUGGAGUGCAGUUGGAGGGUUCUGUUAGGGAUCGUUUGGCUGAAGAGGAUAAGUACGAGGAAGAAGAGGAAGAAGCUUUGGAACAAGUUGUUCAUUUCUUCCAAUCCAAAUAUUUCAACCAUCAUUCAGUUAUAACAUUUUAUUUCCCACCUACUGCUGCUCAAACUGUCGAGAUUGUAUUUACAACGGAUGGAAAUGAAGAAUCGAAGAUGGAGGUGAAGAACGCGAACGUGGCGGAGAUGAUACAGAAAUGGUACUUGGGUGGAAGCCGUGGAGUGUCUCCGACCACCGUCACCUCCUUGGCCGCCGCUCUCUCCGCUGAGUUAUCCAAAUGAGCUUCAAGCUUUAUUAGAAUAAGGCAUGAAAUAUAGUCAGUCAUAUACUGGCUGAUACUUGAGCCAACUUGUUAGUCAUUUUUGGGAGUUUUUAUUGUAUGCUCUUCAUGUACCUACACCCUUAGUAUAUAAGGUGAUGGUUUUCUCUGUCUUGCAAUAUAUCAGAAAAUAAUAUUCUUUUCUACCAAA
Messenger RNA from Salvia hispanica, 957 nucleotides. RefSeq names its product Chalcone-flavanone isomerase family protein (gene CHIL). The record is from RefSeq and is a predicted model, not a curated record. Gene Ontology annotation, molecular function: intramolecular lyase activity. Lineage: Eukaryota; Viridiplantae; Streptophyta; Magnoliopsida; Lamiales; Lamiaceae.